Messenger RNA from Myotis brandtii (Brandt's bat), 5891 nucleotides. RefSeq names its product BCL6 corepressor (gene BCOR). Gene Ontology annotation, biological process: negative regulation of transcription by RNA polymerase II. The record is from RefSeq and is a predicted model, not a curated record. Gene Ontology annotation, cellular component: nucleus. Lineage: Eukaryota; Metazoa; Chordata; Mammalia; Chiroptera; Vespertilionidae. Gene Ontology annotation, molecular function: protein binding; transcription corepressor activity.
ACUAGACGCUUGAAGAAAAGCUGCCAUCCAAGAAGACGACAUGCUUUCAGCAACCCCCCUGUAUGGGAACGUGCACAGCUGGAUGAGCAGCGAACGGGUCCGCAUGUGCGGGAUCAACGAAGACAGGAAAAUUCCUGUAAAUGACGGUGACGCUUCAAAGGCCAGACUGGAACUGAGGGAAGAAAAUCCCUUGAACCACAACGUGGUGGACGCGACCACUGCCCAUCGGAUCGAUGGCCUGACGGCGCUGAGCAUGGACCGCACCGGCCUCAUUCGGGAAGGGCUGCGGGUCCCGGGCAACAUCGUGUAUUCCAGCCUGUGCGGGCUGGGCUCCGAGAAAGGCCGGGAGGCCGCCGCCAGCUCCCUCGGCGGUCUCGGGUUUUCUUCCGAAAGAAACCCAGAGGUGCAGUUCAAACCCAACACCCCCGAGACGGUGGAGGCCUCCGCCGUCUCCGGAAAAGCCCCCAAUGGCUUCAGUGCCAUCUACAAAACGCCACCCGGAAUACAAAAAGGCGCGGUGCCCCCCGCAGAGGCGCUGGGCUUGGACCGGCCGGCCGGCGACAAGCAGAGCCCUCUCAACAUCAAUGGUGCUAGCUACCUGCGGCUGCCCUGGGUCAACCCCUACAUGGAGGGGGCCACGCCAGCCAUCUACCCUUUCCUGGACUCGCCAAACAAGUACCCCCUGAACAUGUACAAGGCCUUGCUACCUCAGCAGUCCUACAGCCUGGCCCAGCCGCUCUACUCCCCGGUCUGCACCAACGGGGAGCGCUUCCUCUACCUGCCGCCGCCCCACUACGUCAGCCCCCACAUCCCCUCGUCCCUGGCUUCGCCCAUGAGGCUCUCGACGCCUUCGGCCUCCCCGGCCAUCCCCCCGCUGGUCCACUGUGCCGACAAGAGCCUGCCCUGGAAGAUGGGCGUCAACCCCGGGAGCCCCGUCGAUUCCCACGCCUACCCCCACAUCCAGAACAGCAAGCAGCCCCGGGUGCCAUCCGCCAAGCCGGUCAGCAGCGGCCUGCCAUACAUGACGGUCAGCGGAGACUUCCCGGUGGCCAGGCUCUCCAAGUACCCGAAGGCGGCAGAGGGGGCGGACAGCGCGCAGCCGGUGCCCGGGCACCCUCGGAAAACGGCGGGUCAGGACAGGAAAGAUGGGGGCUCGCCUCCUCUCUUGGAGAAGCAGACGAUUACCAAAGACGUCACCGAUAAGCCGCUGGACUUGUCCUCGAAGGUGGUGGACGCAGACACGUCCAAAGCCGAGCACAUGAAGAAGAUGGCUCCCACGGUGCUGGUGCACAGCAGAGCCGCGAGUGGCCUCGUGCUGGCCGGGGGCGAGAUGCCCAAGGAAACCUUAUCCCCUCCGGGGAGCGGCUGCGCUAUCUAUAGAUCUGAGAUCAUCAGCACGGCGCCCUCGUCCUGGGUGGUGCCCGGGCCCAGCCCCAGCGAGGAGAACAAUGGCAAGGGCCUGCCGCUCAAAAACAAGGCCUUGGACUGGGCCCUCCCGCAGCAGCGGAGUUCCUCGUGUCCUCGCAUGGGCGGCACGGACACCGUGGUCACUAACGUCUCGGUGUCCAGCGUUUUUGGCCGCCCGGCCUCCGCGUCGCCAGCUCCCAAUGCCAAUGCCAAUGCCGAUGGCAGCAAGACCAGCAGGAGCUCCGUGGACACCACGCCGUCCGUCAUCCAGCACGUGGGCCAGCCCCAGACCACGCCCGCCAAGCACAGCGGGGCCAGCAGCAAGGGCACCAAAGCCAGCAACCCAGACCCGAGCUUCAAAGCGAGCGAGAAUGGCCUCCCGCCCAGCUCCAUCUUCCUCUCUCCAAACGAGGCUUUCAGGUCCCCACCCAUCCCCUACCCCAGGAGCUACCUCCCCUACCCGGCGCCCGAGGGCAUUGCCAUCAGCCCCCUCUCCUUACACGGCAAGGGACCUGUCUACCCUCACCCGGUCUUGUUGCCCAACGGCAGUCUCUUUCCCGGGCACCUGGCCCCCAAGCCCGGCCUGCCCUAUGGGCUGCCCACCGGCCGGCCGGAGUUUGUGACCUACCAGGACGCGCUGGGGUUGGGCAUGGUGCAUCCCAUGCUGAUACCUCACACGCCCAUAGAGAUCGCGAAGGAGGAGAAGCCGGAGAGGAGGUCCCGGUCCCACGAGAGAGGCCGCUACGAGGACCCCACCCUCCGGAGCCGCUUCGAUAUGCUGGAAGCGAGCAGCACCAAGUUACACCCAGACGUUCCCGCCGACAAGAACCUGAAGCCCAGCCCCGGCUGGAAUCAAGGCAAAACGGUCAUCAAGAGCGACAAGCUCGUCUAUGUGGACCUCCUUCGGGAAGAGUCAGACACUAAACCUGACGCAAACGUGUCCAAAGCUGGCUUCGCCGCCGACAGCAUCGGCCAGACCCCUGAGCCCGCCAAGCCCGCGGCCGAGCCGACCCUGCAGUCGCACCGCGAUUUCAUGGCCCUGAGAGAGGAGCUGGGGCGCAUCAGUGACUUCCAUGAAGCUUAUGCCUUCAAACAGGCCGCGGGCCAGGCCGUCUUCAGCUUAAGCAAGGAGGGCGCUCCAGCGGGCCCCAGCAAGGAGAACCUGGGGGUGCCGGUCUCCGCCCCCCCGUUCCUGGAGCCGACACUCGGGAGCGAUGGCCCUGCUGUAACUUUUGGUAAAACCCCAGAGGACCCCAAACCAUUUUGUGUGGGCGGUGCCCCACCCAGUGUGGACGUCACCCCCACCUAUACCAAAGAUGGAGCUGAUGAGGCAGAAUCUGAUGGCAAAGUGCUGAAGCCGAAGCCGUCGAAGCUAGCCAAGAGAAUCGCCAACUCCGCUGGUUACGUGGGUGACAGAUUCAAGUGUGUCACCACCGAACUGUACGCAGAUUCCAGUCAGCUGAGCCGGGAGCAGCGGGCACUGCAGAUGGAAGGAUUACAAGAGGACAGUAUUUUAUGUCUACCCGCUGCUUACUGUGAGCGUGCAAUGAUGCGCUUCUCAGAGUUGGAGAUGAAAGAGAGAGAAGGUGGCCACCCAACAACCAAAGACUCCGAGGCGUGCAAGUUCAGCCCUGCAGAGUGGGAAAGCUUGAAAGGAAAUCAGGACAAAAAGCCAAAGUUGGUCGCCCUGGAGGAGGCCAUUGCUGACCAGAAUGACAGUGAGCGAUGUGAAUAUGGUGUUGGAAACAAACACGACCCCUUCGAGCCCCCAGAGAACAAGGACCUGUCCCUGGAGAAGUACUUUGUGGACAGGCAGCCCGUGAGCGAGCCGCCCAUUAUUUCUCCAUUAGAUGACUGGCCUGAGAGGGAAAUGACAAACAGUUCCUCUAACCACUUAGAAGACCCACAUUAUAAUGAGCUGACCAACCUGAAGGUGUGCAUUGAAUUAACAGGGCUGCAUCCUAAAAAGCAACGCCACUUGCUGCACCUUAGAGAACAGUGGGAGCAGCAGGUGUCGGCAGCAGAGAGCAAACCUGGCCGGCAGGGCAGGAAGGAAGUGACCCAGGCCAGUCAGCCUGAGGCCACAGCCCAGGGCAAUAGCCUCUCCGAAGAGAAGCCUGGCAGGAAAAGGGCAGAGACCAAAGGCAACAGAAGCUGGGCGGAAGAGGCCCUCAAGUGCAGUGACAAUGAGCAAGGUUUGCCUGUGUUCGCCGCCUCUCCGCCCAUGAAGGGCCUUUCAUCCCCCAAUGCGAGCGGCAAAAAGCAGACUCAGCCAAGCUGCACGCCAGCCUCGAGGCCGCCUGCCAAACAUCCGAAAAUUAAAGAAAACCCGAAGACAGAUGUGCUGUGCACGGACGAGGAGGAGGACUGCCAGGCUGCGCUGCUGCAGAAAUACACCGACGGCGGCGAGAAGCCGUCCGGGAAGAGGCUGUGCAAGACCAAGCACCUGAUCCCGCAGGAGCCGCGGCGCAGCCUGCCGCUGCCCGGGGACUACUAUGUGGACAAUGCUGACGGCAAGGUGACGGUCAGGAGAGUCCGAAAGCGGCCCGAGUCCAGCUCCGACUACGAUCUGUCCCCGGCCAAGCAGGACCAGAAGCCCUUUGACCGUUUGCAGCAACUGCUACCCGCGUCGCAGUCCUCCCAGCUGCCUCGCUCCAGCUCCCCGCCCGAGGCCACGCAGUCGCGCCCCAUGCCCCCCGAGGCGCGGAGGCUGAUUGUCAACAAGAACGCGGGCGAGACCCUCUUGCUGAUGGCAGUCCCCCUUCGCUCCCCGCAGGAGGUGGUCUUGUACUGCUUGGAGAAUAAGAUUUGUGACGUGAACCACCGCGACAAUGCCGGAUACUGUGCCCUGCAUGAAGCCUGUGCCAGGGGGUGGCUGAACAUUGUGCGACACCUUCUUGAAUACGGUGCUGAUGUCAACUGCAGUGCCCAGGACGGAACCAGGCCCCUCCACGAUGCGGUCGAGAACGACCACCUGGCGAUCGUCCGCCUGCUCCUCUCCUAUGGUGCUGACCCCACUCUGGCCACGUACUCAGGUAGAACCAUCAUGAAGAUGACGCACAGCGAACUCAUGGAAAGGUUUCUAACAGACUAUUUGAAAGACCUGCAGGGCCGCAGCGACGAGGACUCCAGCAGCUUCUGGGAGUUUUACGGCAGCUCCGUGUGUGAGCCGGAUGAUGAAAGUGGAUAUGACGUGUUAGCGAACCCCCCGGGGCCAGAGGACCUGCAGGAGGAUGACGAGGCCUACAGUGAUGUGUUCGAAUUUGAGUUUUCAGAAAGCCCCCUCUUACCAUGUUACAACGUCCAAGUGUCCGUCGCUCAGGGGCCUCGCAACUGGCUGCUGCUGUCGGACGUGCUGAAGAAGUUGAAGAUGUCCUCCCGGAUCUUCCGCUGCAACUUCCCCAACGUGGAGAUCGUCACCAUCGCCGAGGCCGAGUUCUACCGGCAGGUUUCAGCCAGUCUCCUGUUCUCUUGCUCCAAAGACCUGGAGGCCUUUAACCCCGAAAGCAAGGAGCUCCUGGAUCUGGUCGAGUUCACGGGCGAGCUGCAGAGCCUGCUGGGCUCCACCGUGGAGUGGCUGCACCCCAGCGACACGGGCUCGGACGACUACUGGUGAGCCAGCCCGGCCGCCUGUACAGUGUGUCAUAGUGUUAAUCCUUGUGCAUAUGUGUCAUAAUACGGCUAUUUCUGUAAAGAAAGGACACUAUUACAUAUGGAAAUAUCUCUUCUUUAUAUAAGAGAAACGGCCCCAGUCGGAAGGACUUAGCAACGUGUUUUUGUUUUCUUUUUAAACUUUUAAGUCAGUUUUUAUGAAGUUGUUAUAACGUUCCUUUACUUGUCCAUGCACACACGCUUUGGGAUAUGUUUGUGUUUUUUUUUUUUCUUGGAAGAUUUGUUUCUUUGCUUUUCUUUUUUAAGGAGAAAAAAAAUGAGGAAAGGGAGCGCAACACUUUGACUUAAUUUCACACAAAAGCUCCGAUGGAUGGCCGAGGCCGCAACCAUGUAGUGUGGUUGCAACUGUGUGGUUGGUUUGGGGGUGAAUUCGGUGAUGUUGUAACUUUAUGUUUUGUUUACAGAGUACCUGCUCGGGUCAGGUAAAUGCUAUUGGAUGCAAUCCAGUGGCGUGUAAUAUAAAUUCAAACCAUAUCCACACACAACAACUAAUUGUAUGAAACUUUUAUAUCCUAAUUUAAAAGCUGUGAAAUUAGUUUUCACGCAUCAAACCGGAUUGUUUAUAUGUUUAAACAUUUUAUGCUCUUAUUUAAAGAAGACUUUGAGCUAUUUUUUUCUGUACCCUGUAAAAUAUUGAAAACUAACAUAAUAUGUUGAGGUUGCUUGAAAAUGUACAUAAAACUAAAAUUUUCUGAAUUGUGUGUUUAUGUUUGAAAUCUGUGUUUUAACUUUGUAAGUAAAUUCUCUGCCUUUGUAUUUAUAUUUUACAAAAAUUUUCUUAAAAGGCAAUAAACCUGUUGAAGAAAGGAGAA